Molecule: messenger RNA, 1074 nt
Organism: Trichomycterus rosablanca
Lineage: Eukaryota; Metazoa; Chordata; Actinopteri; Siluriformes; Trichomycteridae
Gene: foxd2
Product: forkhead box D2
Exons: 1
Coding region: 1-1074 (357 amino acids)
Biological process (GO): cell differentiation; regulation of transcription by RNA polymerase II; anatomical structure morphogenesis
Molecular function (GO): RNA polymerase II cis-regulatory region sequence-specific DNA binding; DNA-binding transcription factor activity, RNA polymerase II-specific
Source: RefSeq, a predicted model, not a curated record
AUGACACUCGGGGCGGACAUGUCCGAGAGUCCGGAGCUGUCCGACGACCUGGACAUCGACGUGGUCGGCGGAGACGGAGUUAAAGACGGAAGGUAUCCGCGCCACCACCAUGUCGCUUUUCACACGGAUCACGACUCCGAUGACCCGCUGUCCCACGAAACGGGGUUCGACGGCCAGGAUGAUGACCGGGCUCUUGGAGAAGCUGGGCCUGAGGCCGGGUCUGGAGCGUUGAGCGAGGACAAACCGGUAAAAAACGCGCUUGUAAAGCCACCGUAUUCGUACAUCGCACUGAUUACUAUGGCAAUUCUGCAGAGCCCCAAAAAGCGGCUCACGCUGAGCGAGAUCUGCGACUUUAUCAGCAACCGGUUCCCGUAUUACCGUGAGAAGUUCCCAGCAUGGCAGAACUCCAUUCGGCACAACUUGUCGCUCAAUGACUGCUUCAUCAAGAUCCCGAGAGAACCCGGUAACCCAGGGAAGGGCAACUACUGGACGCUUGACCCUGAGUCGGCCGAUAUGUUCGACAACGGAAGUUUCUUGCGCAGAAGAAAGCGGUUCAAGCGGCACCAGAACGGCGAUUUGAUUCUCCGUGACGCGGGUGGAUUCCUGCCGGGAUUCGGUUACGGGCCGUACGGCUGCUACGGAGCAGGGGGUGCGAGUUACGGCCUGGCGCUGCAGAACUUUCACGCGUACCAUGCGCAUCACCACCCGUCCGCCGGGACGUUCCCUUUCCAAAGCGCACCGUGUCCCCUUCCAGGUCCAGCCUCCAUCUUUCCCUCUCCGGCGCACUCAGUGCCAUCUCUCCUGGGAGCAGAUCUCAGGAAGUCGUUCUACCCGCAGAUCGGACCUGUUCUCACGCCCCACAAAACAGACCCGAGCGCGUCGCGUCGCCCGUCUUUUUCCAUAGACAAUAUCAUCGGCGCAAACAGCUCGCCUCCGUCCGCGCCAUACAGUGCGCAAUUACCAGCGAACCAGGCGCAGAUCCUGGCCAUGCUGAACCCUCCGGUCUCCAACCACUUGAACCUUUCUUCUGCAGAAACGAUCGCACCUAACUCGUGCUCGGACUUUCUACGGUAG